UGGACGCCUUCAGCAGUGCUCAGGUACGUGCUUCCUCGGACACAAGUGAGCGCCUAACAAUGGAUCGUACAGUCUGCGAAAGUCGUCAAGGAGUAAUCCAAGACGCCGAUUGUCUCAAGGCGUUGUAUCUCAGCUGCCGAUCUUUAUGAAGAACGUUUCCCUAGUUCUGGAGGGACGCGUUUCUGACUAUCUUGACUGUACCACUGGACUCAAGUUGUAUGCUGAAAUGGUGACUUUGCUGUUGUGGCAGUUGCCAGGCAGAGUGCGCCCCGUACGGCGGAGACAUCCAGACGGCCAUCGAAUAUGGUUGGAUAACCUUAUGCAACGUCGACAGACUACUCAGUGUGGACCAGCUCAACGGCCUAUGGUACGAUCACGUGCUAUCGACGCGACGGAACCGCGAACUGUGGUGCUUCGGUCGCACGCGACGGCAACGCGCUGCCAACCCUUCUGCCAAACCAUCGACUGCGAUCUCUCUAUCAGACCAUCUCACCCUCUUGCUGCCAUCCGACUACAAGACAUAGUCAUGAACAAGCGACAGGGUGGGGAACGAAUAAUGGGUUUGGGGGGAGGUCUAGUCUCUCAAGAGUCGCAGAGGAACUUGAAGAUUGCGGAAGAUCUGUGUCAGAAGAGGAAACCCAAGCAGGCCCUACCAUAUCUUGUCAAGGCGAUGGAAGAUCCCAACAACCUCGACGCAGAUGUGCAAUUCAGCUUCCUUCAGCCCAACCUCAACAUGUCUAUAAAAGUCCUGGAAGACGCCGAGCGGAAAGGACGCGCAACCCUACAGAGCAUCUUCGGCCCGCGUGUCUUCGACGACGACUCGGACGGGGACGAAGUAGGGCGCUUCUGGACACUCAUCGAGACUAGGCCAUACAUGCGCGUGCUCCAAGCAAUUGUGAGAAUCGCCUUCGAGAAAGGUGACUACAACAAGUCGGCGAACACCAUGAUCGAAAUGUUGCGCCUCUGUCCCGGAGACAACAUGGGUCAAAGGCAAUGGCUGGGGUCCGUUCUACUUCAAGCUGGUCGCAACAAAGAGGCGCUCUCUUUUGCGCAGGCAUGGUUGCAGCCCCGGAUCCGGGAGACAGGCGAGGCUCCUCCUCGCGGCGGCUGCGCAUUCAAGGCGCCCUCGCCAGACCCGAUUCCUCAGGCAGAGUUCGAGAAAAUGUCGGACUAUUGCGAUGGCGAUUUGCUUUACACAGGCGCCCUGGCUGCCUUCAAGAUCUGGGGCAGCGAGUCCCUGCUGGCGCGUCAAUACCUGCGACUCGGCGCGAAGAACAACUUCAGCAUCCUAAUGAGGAUCUUGGGAAAAGUCACGCGUCCUCAUGCCUUGAACAACUUGCCCCGAACCCCUAAUGGCCCCGAACAGGCGCACGACUACUUGUGGCUAACGCAGAACCUCUGGGAGAAACCGGAUGUCUGGGCUUGGGCAGAUGGCGACGAAGCAAAGGCUUAUGUUCGCAAGACGUGCUCGCGAGCGGGUUGUGAACAACGUGAAGAGCGUUCAGUGCAGUUCAAGCGAUGCAGCGCAUGCAAACGGGUGUCGUACUGCUCUCCGCAAUGCCAGAAGAGUGAUUGGAAGGCACACAAGCCAGCCUGCAAAGACUAUCUGGAAACGAAGGAGAUGACGCGUGCCAUGAUGCAGGGGUAAGUACGCCAAAUCAAAAGCCCCGGGGAAAGGAUGAGAACAUCCGUCUAUGUUGAUCUCGGAGACCGAGUUGAAAUCAUACAUUGCUUACGAUUGUCUUUGCUAUCGAGUUCAUUGCUUGCUGUGGAACGUACUGUGUCAUGUAUUAUGCUGGAUCUGGUUUUGCGGACCAAGCCGGAAUGGUAUGUUUGUAUGAGU
Fomitopsis serialis is the source of this 1843-nucleotide messenger RNA. RefSeq lists its product as uncharacterized. The transcript is spliced from 9 exons. Lineage: Eukaryota; Fungi; Basidiomycota; Agaricomycetes; Polyporales; Fomitopsidaceae. The record is from RefSeq and is a predicted model, not a curated record. Bases 365 to 1648 code for a protein of 427 amino acids. Gene Ontology annotation, molecular function: protein binding.